Molecule: messenger RNA, 567 nt
Organism: Phymastichus coffea
Lineage: Eukaryota; Metazoa; Arthropoda; Insecta; Hymenoptera; Eulophidae
Exons: 1
Coding region: 1-567 (188 amino acids)
Biological process (GO): proteolysis
Molecular function (GO): aspartic-type endopeptidase activity
Source: RefSeq, a predicted model, not a curated record
AUGGCAGUCGCAAAAAUAAAUCUACCUUCAGUCAUGGAAACUGUUUUUGAAGGUAUUAGUUCAUCUAAUCGUCUCCAUGUUCGUGACCGUAUCGCCGGUCAAAUAUUUUUGAUCGACACAGGUGCAGAUAUUUCCAUGCUUCCUGCUGAUCCUAAGAUACGUGAAAAACCGUCUUUAUUUAAAUUAUAUGCCGCUAACAAUUCCCGCAUAAACACAUUCGGCGAGUCAUUACAUACUCUUAACCUAGGUUUGCAACGUCCUAUUAGAUGGAAUUUUUGCAUUGCCGAUGUGCCUGUUGCAAUUAUUGGCGUAGAUCUUUUAGCGCAUUACAGAUUGUUGGUCGAUCUGAAUAAACGUCGUUUAAUAGAUCCUCUUUCGAAUAUCUAUACUUUAAGCGUUUUAAAAGAAGCAGCUGUUCAUUCAGUGUAUGUGGUUGAACCUCAUACUGAAAAUGCCUUAUUGCUUGCGGAAUUUCCGGAAAUCUGUGGUUCUUCUAAGCCCAUUCCUCCAGAAACCCAUGAUGUUUUUCAUCACAUUAUAAUAACUGGCCCUCCAGUUGAUGAGUGA